Hypanus sabinus (Atlantic stingray) is the source of this 1369-nucleotide messenger RNA. RefSeq names its product tumor protein D53 homolog. Gene Ontology annotation, biological process: positive regulation of apoptotic signaling pathway; positive regulation of MAP kinase activity. The coding region runs from base 199 to 825 and encodes 208 amino acids. The record is from RefSeq and is a predicted model, not a curated record. The transcript is spliced from 7 exons. Lineage: Eukaryota; Metazoa; Chordata; Chondrichthyes; Myliobatiformes; Dasyatidae. Gene Ontology annotation, cellular component: cytoplasm.
UCCGAGCGGCGGCGGCGCUGUUUCGUCUCUCCGGCGCGGGUCCGAGCGGCGAAGUCGCUGCUGCGCGUGCCAGGUGUGAGUCGAGUCCAGCAGUGGCCGAGCUCCGGUGCACGGAACCCAGCUCAGCGGGAGUGGUGUGGCACAAAGAAAAACCCCGUUGCUCUGGACGGAGAGGGCAAUGGACGUCACCGAGCGAGGAUGGAUCAGCCGCUGGGACGACACCGGCUGUCGGCGCAUAUUCUUGUUUUCUCAGCUCUUCUUGAAACUGGAUGUUUGAGUGAUCUAGAUGCCAAUGUUGAUAUUGGCACAAACCCUGAAAUAAAAAAGGAAGAACUUCAUGUAGAAUUGGCCAAGCUGGAAGAUGAAAUAGCAGCAUUGCGGCAGACACUGAUUGCCAAGGAGAAACAUCUAAUUGAAAUAAAACAGAAGAUGGGUAUUACUCCACUUAAUGAAAUAAAGCAUAACUUAAGCAAAAGUUGGCAUGAAAUGCAGACUUCUGUGAUAUACAAGAAAACACAGGAGACGCUCAAUAACACUGGACAGAAGGCAUCAGCAGCUUUAAAUAAUGUAAGCUCAACGCUUACUAAGAAGCUAGGAGAGAUGAACUUGCAUUACCUAAGGCUACUGCUCCCAAACAGAAAUUCUCCCACUUUAAAAUCCUUUGAAGAACGGGUGGAAACUACUGUCAGUAGUUUAAAGUGUAAAGUCGGUGUACCUACCCGCAGCAGCGGAAGUUUUGAAGAUGUGUUGAGUUCUGCCGCUAAUGCCAGUGUUCAGGAAUCAAGCCCGGGAUGUCAGCAAGCGAAAGACUUUGGAGCUUUUUAAAUCUUACCAUUACUUACGUUUGAAUGUGUCAAUUUUGAUGGUGUAGGAUUAUACUAAGUAAAUUUGGGAAUAAGCUGCAACUACUCGAAGUAAUAAGUAGAAAUUCUACUCAAUGUUGUUUAGGUGAAUAACUUAUUUAUAAAAUAUUAUUGUAAACAUUAUUUAUAAUUAACAUUAGAACAGAAUCUUAAGUUCACAGCAGCUUCUCUGACCAAAGGAUUUGGUGUUGUACAAAAGAAAUGUCCAGUUACCCAGUGUUUCUAAUGUGUUAUUUGACUUGACUUAAUGAAUAUAAAUUAUUCUAAUAUUGUUAGAGAAAUUUAAUAAUAAGGCACUCAAUUAGUUGCUGUGCAGUAACAAUAACUCUAGUUCUGUUAAUGUACUGUAAAUGAGAUCUUGGUCAGAAUUUUGUUUCUGUGCUGUAUAACUUUAAUGCUGAAAACUUUAUAUGUAGAAUCACUCAACAUCUAGCAACACUACUUCGUGCACUAAAAGUUAAAUUACCAAGAUAAUAUUGGUGCCUUAAAUAAAAAGAUCAAAUGGA